UGACGGUUUUUGACUGAACGUACAAACUGACACAGGGUCGGUGGAGGCAAUAGCGUGCCAGCGGUGAUCGUGGAGUAUGAAACGCAGGCACGCUAUUGGGUGGAACCGACGAUACUGCAGAGACCGCGCCCCCAACUCCGCACGUGAUUGGCUAAGCAGAAUGUCCAUUAAACCUUCAGCAAUUUCCAGACAGACCACUACCCAUCUCUUAAUAAGCCGUCCUUAACAAAAUCGACGACAGUUUACUGGUAAAAGGGAUAAUUCUCUUUCUCGGUUCCCAAAAUGCCGCCUAUUGACAAUAUCGAUCGGCGUAGCAGGGCGCCUUUGUGAGACAAGGAUUGACUCCCGCAACGAUCAGCCAGCCUCAGAUCCCAUAGUUGCCAGCCUCCCUCAGUAUGGCCACGGUGGUGAUGGAGCAGAUUGGCCGGCUAUUCAUCAACGCCCAGCAGCUGCGGCAGCUCCGGCAGGUGCCCCGACUGCUGGAGUCAGCUUUUCCCAAGCUGCCGUGCACUAUGGAGGCUGCCGAUGUGCCCUGGGUGUUCCGUGAGCCCCACAUCCUAGCCGGCUACCGCCCGCCAGACCAGAGCUGGCGCUACUAUUGCCUGACGCUCUUCCAGCGGCAUAAUGAGGCCGUGAACGUGUGGACUCACCUGGUGGCAGCCUUGGUCAUCCUGGUCAAGUUCCGGCAGGUGGCAGAGACGGUGGACUUCCUGCGCGACCCCCACGCCCAGCCCUUCUUUAUCGUGCUCUUGGCCGCCUUCACCUACCUGGCCUGUAGCGCCUUGGCGCACCUGCUCUCGGCCAAGUCGGAGAUGUCUCACUACACCUUCUACUUCCUGGACUACGUGGGCGUGGCCAUCUACCAGUUCGGCAGUGCCCUGGCGCAUUUCUACUACGCCAUCGAGGAGGAGUGGCACAUGUGGGUGCGUGGCAUCUUUCUGCCGGCCUCCGCCUUCCUGGCCUGGCUCUCCUGCACUGGCUGCUGCUAUGGCAAGUACGCCAGUGGCCGGCUAUCGCGCACCUCCCACAAGCUCUUCCAGGUGGUGCCGUCAGGUCUGGCGUACUGCCUGGACAUAAGCCCCGUGCUCCACCGCAUCUAUAGUUGCUGGCAGCAGGGCUGCACCGACCCUGCUGUGGUCUACCACGGCUACCAGGUUCUCUUCUUCGUGGCCGGCGCCUACUUCUUCGCCUGGCCUCACCCGGAGCGCUGGUUCCCGGGCCGCUGUGACUUCGUGGGCCAGGGUCACCAGAUCUUCCACGUUCUUUUGGUGCUGUGCACACUGGCGCAGCUGGAGGCCGUGCGGCUGGACUACGGCGCACGGCGGCUGUUGUACGAGCGCCUCCAUGGUGACCUGGCGCACGACUCGGUGGCCCUGUUUGUCUUCACGGCAUGCUGCAGCGCGCUCACCGCCUUCUACAUGCGGAAACGCGUCCGCGCCCUCCUCAGGGAAAAAGAGGCGUAGGCAUGUUCGGGGGAGCAGGCACUCACACAGACACACACACACAUACACACACACACACACACACACACACACACACAAAACAAGAGCUGAGGAAAAACAUUGAACGUUUUUAUUCUAUAUCGAUAACAACAAAACCACGCUGUGCCCAAGACCUCAUUUUAAUUUUCACCUGGUCUGACAAAACUCUGUAGUAGCCAGACCUCUGAAAGGAGGAAUAUCUUUUGAAUUCUCACCAAGUCUUGUGAAUUGUGAUGAAUGCCUUUUACGAGAGAUGGGGUUCCCUCAAUAACUGCCCAGACCCUCAGCUGUCUUUUGGUGUGUAGGCAAUCCCUGAAAUAAGCAAAGUCAAGUACAGUAUUUUCUGUUAAACAAGUUAAACAAGUUCACUGUUAAAAAUGGUUUCCAUUAAAAAAAAUGAAUUUGGCCAGUAGGUGGGGACAAAGCUGAAGUAAUGGUUUUGAAUAGAAUCUGAGCUAUGGGAGGCUCGUGUCAUAGGCUUAGCAGAAAGCUCAGUGUAUGUUUGCCCAGCUGAAAGCAUGGUCCUCUCUGCUUUCUCUGGAGAUGGACACAACUGAGACUAAGGAGGUCAAGUUAUGUGAAAGCGACUUGUCCCGGAACUGCCUAAUCUCUCUGUUCACUGUUGUUGAGAAAGACCGUCAAGGACUGCUAGACCCCCUGGACCUUAAUCAGGAACAGGCGGUUCUGCAGCUUACAGAGAUUCGGCAGGCUUUCACACCUACAAUUUCUGUCUGAAAGAUGCCAUAAUUUUAAGAACGGAUUACCAGUCCUGGUCCCAAUGGGACAGUGUAUGCACUGGUUUAUGUUCUAGUGCUUGUCUGAAUUAUGUUCCUGAUUUAACUAAUUUAGUCUACUUUGUCAGUACUAAGGAUGGUAGCAUUCUACAGUUGUGUAUAUACACUGUUGCUUACCAAGACUAGAUUUAGAGACGCUUGAUUUGGAUUGUAAAUACGUCACAUUCAUGGAUAUUUGGUAGUAAGCAUGACCUUUGACCUUCAAAAUGCAGAAUAGGUCAGGUUUCAACUGAGCUACCAUAACAGACUUACAUGCCACAGCCUAGAAGCCCGAUUACUGCAGCCAGGGAGGUGGGAAGUAAUUGCCAGUAACUGAGUGUGAGCUGCAGAAUCACUAUGGAGACCGUUAAAUGUAUCACUAGGUUACAUCCUUUUGAAAUAAAAAUCAGUUCCCUUGGUGGUGUUUCAGUCUUCAAAACAUUCUUUAGCAUUAAAACAUUAUUCUCUUAUAACCAAAUUACAUACAAUAUAAAUUGUCUCCCAGGUGUAUUAGGAAUAACAAAACUAACCACAUGAUUUUUUUUUUAUGACGAGAUUGUAGCUGCCCCCAGCUUGGCCUGAUAUUAUUCUGCGCACAGUUUGUUCACUUUUUUUUAGUACCAGAUGGACUUUAACUGCCCUAGAUUGCCAUUGUGUCUGUUUGCCUUUGGAACAAGGUUCCUUUUGUGUCUGAAGGGUUGUGCCCUUGGCCAUUCCACUUCGGCAAUGCCUUUGUGCAUAGUCCAGGAAGGUGGAUAUUUUCGGUUAAAGUGCCACUCAGCACUUUACUCAGUAUGAUGUCUUUGAAGCCACGUCAUGCACCUGUAUUUGUGUGUGGGUGAGACUGAGGGGCUGUCAGGGACCGAACCGCAUGACCGUUUAUUCUACUUCUGGCAUUAGUCUGUCUGAUGUACCUAUAGAGUAGUGAUGGGCAAAUGAAGCUUCAUGAACCACUUGCUAUAUUUUCUGACUCCACUAGAUGGUGCUUUCUCUUCAAAAAAAGGCUCAAAGCAUGCCUCAAAGCAAGCCAAGAGCACCAUCUAGUGAAGUAAAAAAAUACAAGAUAUGGUUCAUGAAGCUUCAUUUGCCCAUCACUACUAUAGAGUAUCUAUUCAAGGACUCAAGGGUUUUCUCCAAGAGGGUCCUUUGAUUAAUAGAGUUCUUAUUUCACCCCAGUGCCACAUAGCAGUCUCCCAUCAGUGGGCACAGAAAAAUUAGGCUGCGUUUUGGAGGAUCAUUUGAUGAUGUCAUAAUGUGCUGUUACUGAAGAUGAUGUCAGAGAGACAAGAAUAAUUAGGAGAUGCUUAUGUUUUUUCUGGAUUAUGCACUGAGAACGGCAGACAUGAGCAAUAUAGUGGCUCCAUCAGAAGUGAUUCACCUGAAGGAAAUGAUUUUUUUGGUGGAAAUACUUUUUCUCAGAAAAAAACGCAUGUGAAAAAUUUCAACGUGAUAACCAAUAAUGGCAAGAGCCAAUGUUUUGUAAACCUCUUGCACUUAUCCAAAUUGCCAUGGUCUUGUAUUUAUAUUGUAUGUUCAUAAAUGCUAUGACUAAUAAUUCUCAUUUUUAGUGAUGCACACAAAUUCUAAUAUUCUGACCAUGUACAACUGAGUUUAUUAAUAUGUUCAGUAUUGGUGUUAUAUUUAUAUUGUCUGAAUAUGAAAUAAGGCCUUAAAUUUGUAAGGUGCGGAUUUAUGGAAUUUCAAAGCUAGAGGAUGCCAACAUGGGUGCCAUUUUGCUGCUGAUGUGACUGCUGUAACAGCCCAUUGACAAGCAUGAACACAGCACAAAUUUAGGAUUUAGGUGUAAGAGCAGACAGUUCUAUUGAGAGAUAGUAGACAUAGAAGUUUGCAUGGAGGGAGGAAAUUAGGUCGCAAUCUAAACAUGAACUUAGUGCUAAAGAUCAAAUAGAAACGGGAUCAGUUACAGAAUUAAGGAAAGGAAAGUGGCAUAGGGGAGGUAAUAGGUCACAGCAGGGGGAUCUGGUCAGCACAGGAACAAGGGGAUCACAUGAGAGACUCGAGAGCCCUGAGAGACGAGAGCAGAAAGAUGAGGUUCCUGGAGGGAAAUUGGGAACUGAAGCUGCUUAGAGAGGAAUCAGACCAAUCAAGCCAGCCGGCUGUUAUGACUCUCUCAUGGUUGGCUACUGCAUGUGCCCCAGGGCAGUGUUGGCACCAGCAGGGUCUGACAUAUCAGGCUGGGCCCUAGAUAUGAUGAGUAUGUUCUGAAGAAGCACUUGUACGAAUGAUGCCUACAAAAGAAAUCUAACAAAGAAAAGCCUGACUUGUUUGUAAGUUGAUGUAAUGUGGUAUUUAAGCAAAUAAACGAACGAAGUUAA
Molecule: messenger RNA, 4590 nt
Organism: Brienomyrus brachyistius
Lineage: Eukaryota; Metazoa; Chordata; Actinopteri; Osteoglossiformes; Mormyridae
Gene: paqr7b
Product: progestin and adipoQ receptor family member VII, b
Exons: 2
Coding region: 396-1463 (355 amino acids)
Biological process (GO): response to steroid hormone
Cellular component (GO): plasma membrane
Molecular function (GO): steroid binding; nuclear steroid receptor activity
Source: RefSeq, a predicted model, not a curated record